This is a messenger RNA of Bufo bufo (common toad), 519 nucleotides long. RefSeq names its product ly6/PLAUR domain-containing protein 2-like. The record is from RefSeq and is a predicted model, not a curated record. The transcript is spliced from 3 exons. The coding region runs from base 16 to 486 and encodes 156 amino acids. NCBI's taxonomy places the organism in Eukaryota, Metazoa, Chordata, Amphibia, Anura, Bufonidae.
AUCACUCCGCUCACAAUGGCAGCCUACAAGAGCCUCCUCCUGGUGAUCGCCCUCUGUGCUGCCACAGUUUACAGUCUACGAUGUUACACCUGUGAGUUACAAUCUAGCAACUCCAAAUGCCUGACGGAGACUAACUGCACAAGCAACGCAACGUCCUGUCUGACAUCAGUGGCAUCCGGCUCAGUUGGUGGGGUCUCGGCCACCAACAUCACUAAGCAGUGUGCAGUGUCCUGCAAUCCUUCUACCAAUACCACAACUGGUGGCACCACCACUGUCACCUGCUGCUCCACCGACCUGUGUAACUACAGCACCAGCAUCAACAGCACCAGCACCAACAGCACCAGCCCCAGCCCCAACACCAGCACCAAGUCCAGCACUAGCACCAGCACCAAGUCCAGCAAUAGCACCAGCACCAAGUCCAGCUAUGCCGCCAUCAUCCUGGCGCUGGGAUCCAUCCUGACAAUCCUGAAGAGCUCAGUCCUGUAACCUCAGACGUAUAGAAAUAAAGAGAUUGUGACU